Molecule: messenger RNA, 3174 nt
Organism: Lactuca saligna
Lineage: Eukaryota; Viridiplantae; Streptophyta; Magnoliopsida; Asterales; Asteraceae
Source: the annotation of a GenBank genome assembly
AUGGUUGUACUUCAUGAAAUUUACCAAGGAUCUCCAUCUUCUUCAUCAACUCAUGGUCAUAGAUAUGACGUAUUUUUAAGUUUUAGAGGUGUUGACACUCGUCAUAGUUUCACUAAUCACCUUUAUAACGCCCUCAUGCAUGCCAAUAUAACUACCUUCAUUGAUGAUGAAGAGAUUGACAGUGGGGAAGAAUUGAAACCAGAUCUGGAGAGUGCGAUCAAAGCAUCUAGGGCUUCUGUUAUUGUGUUGUCCAAGAACUAUGCUGCUUCCACGUGGUGUCUUGAUGAGUUGGUGUUGAUCCUUGAGCAACGUAAGACAUCCGACCAUAUUGUUAUCCCUAUCUUUUAUCAUGUUGAGCCAACACAUGUUAGGAACCAACAAAGUAGCUUUGGAGAUGCAAUGGAUAAACAUAGGCACAUGAUGGAGGCAGAAACAAAUGUAAAUAAAAGAAGUCAAUGGGAUGAAAAGAUGCUCAAAUGGAAUAAAGCUCUUAGAGAUGUUGCUGAUUUAAAAGGGAAGGAUGUAAAUGGAAGGCUAGAGGUGGACUUUAUCGAUGAAGUUAUUAAGGACAUCUUCCGUAGAUUACGCAUAUCCUCAAGGUUUCCACUACCACAACUUAUUGGGGUGGACAGUUCCAUUGAAUUCAUCACUUCAUGGCUAAAAGAUGCAUCCUCAAAUAGGACAGAUGUGCUCACUAUUUUAGCUUCAUUGAAGAUAUCAGUAGGAGAUGUGACGAAAAAUCUAAAGGAAUACUUCAUGUGCAAAAACAACUCUAUGAUGACAUCUCAAAACGAAGUUCACUUCAAUCUUGACCAAUUAGAUGCCUUACUUGGAAGCAAAGGUUUUCAUCCUGGAAGUAAAAUCGUAAUAACAACAAAGGAUGCAUGGUUGACAAAGAGUUGUGAACUAUUCAAAACGAACGAUACACUCAAGCAUGCAACAUACAAGCUUGAAGGCCUAGUUGAGAUUGAAUCACAAAAGCUUUUUUGUUUUCAUGCAUUCAUGUGCAACUAUCCCAAAGCAGGUUACGAAGAGGUGUUAAAAGAGCUAGUGAAGUAUUGCAAAGGACAUCCAAUGGCUCUUAAAGUUUUGGGAUGGAAGAAUCAGUUGAUGAUGCAUCAGUUGCUUCAAGAGAUGGGAAGAUUUGUGGUACGUGAAGAAUCAUUUUACAAGCCAUGGGAACGAAGUCGAUUAUGGGGUCAUGAGUCAUUUGGAGUGUUGACACAAAAUAAUGGCACAGAAAAUGUUCUAGGCCUCACCCUUGACAUGAGAAUGCUUGAGAAAGAGAUGUUACAUGGAUCACUUGAGUUAAAAACAGAUGCACUGAGUAAAAUGGAUAGGCUAAUGCUGCUACAACUCAAUUAUGUGAAAAUAACCGGAUCUUACAAGAAUUUUCCAGAAGAAUUAAGAUGGUUGUGUAUGCAUGGGUUCCCUUUGAAGUCCAUACCUUUAGGCUUACGGAUGGAGAAUCUGGUUGCUCUUGACAUGUCAUAUAGCAGUAUUGAAUCAUUUGGGAUUUUUUCUAGUUAUCCACAACGACUUAAUAAUAAGCUAAAGCAAUUGAUUGGAUCCUGCUCAAAAGACAAAAGGUUGCUUAAAUCGUUGAAAAUUCUUAAUUUAAGUUUUUGUGAACAACUUCGUAGUCUUGGUGGCUUCGAGCAUCUACCUAAACUGGAGAGCUUGAUACUUAGAGGAUGCUUUGGUUUGCUUGAGGUUUGUGAAUCAAUUGAGCUGUGUGAUGAACUUGUCCUUGUUGACCUAAGCUACUGCAACAAGCUUAGAAAACUUCCAAGAAUCAUAGGCAUGUUAAAGAAGGUUAAAACAUUGUUGCUAAACGGAUGUAAUCUCGGUGAAUCUCGAAUCAAGAUGAGGGACAUGGAUUCAAGGAAAAAGCUCAAGGGUGAUAGCAUUUCAUUAAACACAAAAAUGUCUUCCUCCUCCAUUCUCAAGGCCAUACCAAGUGAUCAGAAGUUCUUUACGAUUCAUUUACCGAUAUCUUUAGUAGAGUUGUCACUUGAAAAUAAUAAUUUGUCAACCGAAUCCUUUCCCAUGGACUUCAGUUGCCUAUCCAUGUUAGAGGCUUUAUAUUUAGAUAACAAUCCUAUUGUUUCCAUGCCCAACUGUGUGAGAACCCUUCCUCGGAUUGGGUUUCUUUCUAUGAAUAACUGUAACAUGUUGACGUCCGUUGAGCAUAUUCCACAAAUCCUAGAAGUUUUGAUCCUUGUUACUUAUUCUCCCGAGCAGCCUUCACUACGGAAAGUUGUAUUUGAUCGAGAAAUGUCCCCACUUAGGAUUUUAUCAGGGUACAUUCAGUGUGCUCUUUCGUCGUUUGAAUUUGAAGGGAUAAUCAAAAUCCAACCAAUGACAGCUGUUGAGGGAAGGAUAUUAUGUAGUUUAGGCUGGACUAAGGUACACUUCCUUAACAAACAAAUCCGAGUUUGCUCUGAUACAAUAUUUAGAGGAUCAGAGGAAUCUGAAAUUCAGAUGUAUUAUGAAUUUGGAAUAUUCAGCACAAUUUAUGGAGGCCACGAGAUGCCGAAUUGGAUUACUGAUAGAAACCCAGGGUCAUCUAUAUCAUUUACCAUCCCAUCAUCUCCUAGCAAGCUCAGAGGAUUGAAUUUCAGCUAUGUGCAGAUGGCAUUGGAUGUUAAUGUCAAACAUUUGCCAAUGAUCAAAAUUAGUAAUAUAACAAAGAACCUCACCUGGAUAUACCAACAUUACAUUGAAACUGUCAAUGUGGGUGAAGAGUGUUUCACAUUUUCAAGCCAUUGGAUGUUUGGGAUGGAUGAGAUGGCCUGUGGUGACAAAAUUAAUAUUACCCUGUGGCACAAACGAUUUUUUAAUGAUAAUAAAUCAGUUACUAAGGAGUGCGGGGUUAGUAUUAUGUAUGAUAAUGGAGACAAGGAUGAAGAAGAAGAAGAUGCACUGGAUUAUUACAAGUCAUGGAAUCACAUUAUUGGUGGAGAUUUGACCGGAUUUCUGACAACAACAGGAGAAUACAUACUGCACACCUGUAGUUUUACGCGGAAUGGCUUUGAAUUAACUGGAUAUAUUCGUCAACUGGUUGAUUAUGGUUCCAAAUAUAAAGAUGAAUACAUGUGGUUUCGAGCUUUAUCUCAAAAGAAGUCUGGCAUACUUGGUGACACACGUGAGACAUAUCUAUGCAGAAUCUAG